Molecule: messenger RNA, 1623 nt
Organism: Coniophora puteana RWD-64-598 SS2
Lineage: Eukaryota; Fungi; Basidiomycota; Agaricomycetes; Boletales; Coniophoraceae
Exons: 12
Coding region: 122-1024 (300 amino acids)
Source: RefSeq, a predicted model, not a curated record
UCGCAUUCUUCACUUCAUAACACAGCACACAGAACUCGAUUCGGACUCGUCCAUUCAUCUCGCUGAUUACAUCGCCCGUAGCCCUAUCCAGCCUCCAACAUACAGAUAGAUAACCCAACCAAUGGCAGCCGCGAACGUUUCUCGCAAAGUCGUCCAGAAGGUUCUCGCGAUUGAAACCGCCGAGGGAGCAGGCGCCCGUGUUCGCCGUUCCAUCGGCAGUGCCGGUCUCAGAAACCUGACCCCUUUCCUCAUGCUAGACCACUUCCAUGUCUCCAAGGGUGCUGGGUUCCCUGAUCACCCACACCGUGGGCAGGCUACCGUGACAUACAUGUUGGAAGGAUCCAGUCGACAUGAGGAUUCUGCUGGUCACGCGGGAACCAUCGAGACCGGAGGAGUUCAGUGGAUGUGCGCUGGCAAAGGCAUCAUCCACGCGGAGAUGCCUGUCCACGCACCUGGUGUGCCAGAACCCCGCGGGCUCCAGCUCUGGGUCGACCUCCCAAAACAAUACAAGCUAGUGGAACCGUCAUACCAGGAACUCGCUCCUGAGGGUGUUCCAACUGCGUACCCAGAUGGACCCGACGGACCGGUCAGCGUCCGUGUCAUCAGCGGCAAGAGUCACGGCGUCGAAUCACCAGUCCGGCCCCUUGGUGGCUGCUGGUUUUUCCACGUCCGCAUGGCGAAGGCCGGCUCGACGUUUUCCCAAGAGAUUCCUGCCGGGUGGACGUCGUUCAUUUACAUAUGGAAGGGCGCCGUGAACGUCGGUGAGGGAGGCUCGCGGUGUGAGGCCUUUAACACGCUUGUGCUUUCGGCCGACCAGGCACAGAGUGGAGUGGACGUCCAGGCCGCCGAGGACGGCGUCGAGUUCGUUUUGGUCGCUGGAGAGCCGCUGGACCAAUCUGUCGUGCAGUAUGGCCCAUUUGUGAUGACGACUCAUGAGGAGAUAGAGAAGACGAUUUCGGACUAUCGAAGAGGGCAAAACGGCUUCGAGAAGGCGCACUCGUGGAAGAGCAAGAUCGGCAAUUGAGCGCUCAAGGUUGUGGUGUAAAUCAUCGAUCGGCGACCACGCUGUUCUCUCGCCGAAUUUGCCAAGAGGAUCACAGGAAGUCAGACUGGAUUUCAGGGUAGAAGUAUUUUUGUCAUAGUGAUCUUAUCUGUAUUACUGUAAUCGUCAAGGACAUGAUUCCGUGAAUGUACUUUUGGUUCCCUUCGAGCCGAAGGAUAGACAACAAUCUCCCAUAGCCGAAAAUACUACCGCCUCUUUGGCACCUUUGAGCCUUUCUUUCCUUUCAUGUCUUCGUCGUUCUCGUCUUCUACAACCUGCAUGCCUUCCAGAACUGCAUCAACGUCCCCGCCGUCUUCUACAUCCUCCUCUUCCUCAUCAUCACCGACUUCGCCAUCGCCCUCCUUGACACGCUUAGCAGGCGUGGAUGGGGGGAUGUAAGAGCUGUCCCAUGCUACAGCGGUCGGUACAGUCGUCAUGAAUGCACGCUCGAGCACGGUACCACGAACAGGCUGUGCUUGACCCGCUGUCGCUGGCGGAGCGGCGGUGCUGUGUAUACGCACAUAUCGAUCGAGAGCGGCAGAAGCAAGGUGUCCCGAUGCUGCCGGGGCGAGACUGCACAC